Ruditapes philippinarum (Manila clam) is the source of this 996-nucleotide messenger RNA. RefSeq lists its product as uncharacterized. The record is from RefSeq and is a predicted model, not a curated record. The transcript has 9 exons. Bases 1 to 996 code for a protein of 331 amino acids. NCBI's taxonomy places the organism in Eukaryota, Metazoa, Mollusca, Bivalvia, Venerida, Veneridae.
AUGACAUUUCAGACUGAGCAGUACUGGAAAGAACAGAUUUUCUAUGGAAUGUUUGUUCGUGCUCAGAUUCUUUUGGCAUACAAGUUGCAGGAUUCUACAGGCUAUUGGGAAUCUUUGAUUUUUGAAAAGAUUGAUUCAGCGACAAGAUCGUUGCUGUCCGCGAAUAUGUGUACACAAGAACUACAAUCAUGCGUGAACAAUAUGAUGAACAACUUCGUGGACUGUUCGUUAUAUCCGAAAAUGCAAAUAACAACACAAGUGAUGCAACUUAUAUGUGAUCUAAAAGAGAAUAAAAACCUUACAUCAACUUGCUACAAGGAAGUUCUGAUAACUUUACACGUAACCAUUGCUGAUGUUCUAAGAAAUGGAGACAAUGUAGAAAAUGAGGUGUCCACAUGCCAGUCACCCGAGGCGUAUAUGGCGAAGCGUUUGAUUUGUGCUGAAGUGGCCUGUCCGAAAGAAUCUAAAACUUUCCAUAGUUUUACACCAUGGUCAUGGUUUAUGUCAGUUGAAGAUGAUCUUAUGAUUGAAUGUAAACUUACACCAUCAUCAUGUGACGUCCCAGAACAGACAGGAACGCCAGUAAACGGAAAUGUCGUCACAACGACAGGUAAACAAGCGCCGCAACUGGAAGUGAAGCCACAAGAAGAAAACACGGCUACAUCUGGAACUUCUUCAUUUACAACAUCACAAUAUUCAUCAUCAACUACAUGGCCGGAGUCGUCUACGAGUUACCCGCCAGAGGAUGAAAAAUGUUACACAGAUGCCGUAUUCCAGAAUUUUUGCCCAGUACCAGAUGAUAUGGCGGAUGUGUCGUUUUGGGACUUGUACUCGGUGUUCUUCUCGGACUCUGUGCUAGAUGCAUUGAUGAUAGGCUGCACAAAAGGAUCGUGGUGUCUCAAAGAUAAAUUUGAUUAUUGGCAGUCAUUAAUAGUAGAGAGGGUUGACAUGGUAAUGCACUCAGAGAUAGCAGAAAGUAUGUGUAGGUGUGCUUAG